This is a messenger RNA of Erpetoichthys calabaricus (reedfish), 2510 nucleotides long. RefSeq names its product gastrula zinc finger protein XlCGF26.1-like. Gene Ontology annotation, biological process: regulation of transcription by RNA polymerase II. The record is from RefSeq and is a predicted model, not a curated record. Gene Ontology annotation, molecular function: RNA polymerase II cis-regulatory region sequence-specific DNA binding; DNA-binding transcription factor activity, RNA polymerase II-specific. The coding region runs from base 182 to 1999 and encodes 605 amino acids. The transcript has 3 exons. NCBI's taxonomy places the organism in Eukaryota, Metazoa, Chordata, Cladistia, Polypteriformes, Polypteridae.
GGCGCUUCGAAAGCUCGUCACGUCAGUAGUUCGCUCUUAUGAUACCCUCGCGACCAUAAGAUCAAGCAAAGGUGCGGAAGGGCUUUCUCAUUUCACAUGACCAUACACUGAGGUGUCUAAUGACCUCCAGCUCAGGGCUGUCCAUGUGAGAAGUGAAUCAGAGAAGAGUUUCCCACAGAGCAUGGCUUCUGCCAAAGAAGAUGGCGUGGAUGAAAGAACAGUGUUCAUUAAAGAAGAGGACUAUGAGCGGCUCACACCAGAGGAUGUGUGUGUGAAGCUGGAGGAUCAUGAAGAAAGAAUUUCAGUUUUUAAAGUGGAGGAGGAGUGCAAGGGGGUGACUGCUGGCAUUAAAGCUGAGGAUUUGAAUGAUUUCUCCAUUGGUCUUGAACUUCAAAAGCAUGAAACUGAGGAUAUUUUCAAGCAAGAUGCCUGUGAAGAAUCUCCUUCCAGUUUACAGCCCUGGUCCACUAAUACGGGACGACUGGCUACACAGGAGAAUUCUGCAGACCUGAAAUCAGAGUUAUCAGAGUCUGAAGAGAAAAUCACUGAGGGAAAUGAGAGAGAAGGUGAAGAGUCACCUGGGAGUGUUGGAAUAAAUUUACAGAAGAAUGGCAGCUUCUCUCCACCUUCAUUUGGUCAGUCCUCUCUUCAAUACAAUGAGAAUGGUAUAAUGAAAUCAGCAAUGGGAUCAGAGAUCCUGACAGCAGCCUUUUUGCAGUGCAGUUCUCUCCCUUCUGCUGGAGCAACACAGACAGAAGCCAUCAAAACUGAUCAACAGCAAGUGGAGGAAGAAAUCCAAAUUCACACUGGAAAAAAAUGUUGUUUGGAAUGUGGCAAACAAUUCACACGCAAAGGUGAUCUUAAUAAGCAUAUGAAGGUUCACACAGGAGAAAAACCAUAUUUUUGUCAUGAAUGUGGAAAGUCGUUCUCAACGAGAAGCAGUCUUCAGAACCACAGAAGAAUCCACACAGGAGAAAAACCUCAUGUUUGUCCAGAAUGUGGUAAGUUGUUCUCAUGGAGAAGCUGUCUUCAAAGACACAGAAUAAUACACACUGGAGAAAAACCUCAUUGCUGUCCAGAAUGUGGUACGUUGUUCUCAAGCAGAAGCAAUCUUCAGAACCAUAGAAGAAUCCACACAGGAGAAAAACCUCAUUGUUGUCCAGAAUGUGGUAAGUCGUUCUCAAGGAGAAGCUGUCUUCAGAGACACAGAAGAAUACACACUGGAGAAAAACCUCAUUGCUGCCCAGAAUGUGGUAAAUCGUUUUCAUGGAGAAGUGAACUUCAGCGGCACAAAAAAAUUCACACAGGAGACAAACCUCAUUGCUGUUCAGAAUGUGGUAAGUCCUUCAUAAUGAGAAGCCACCUUGAGAAGCACAGAAGAAUCCACACAGGAGAAAAACCUCAUUGUUGUGCAGUAUGUGGUAUGUUGUUCUCAAGCAGAAGCAAUCUUCAGAGCCACAGAAGAAUCCACACAGGAGAAAAACCUCAUUUUUGUCCAGAAUGUGGUAAGUUGUUCUCAUGGAGAAGCUGUCUUCAGAGACACAGAAUAAUACAUACUGGAGAAAAACCUCAUUGCUGUACAGAAUGUGGUAAAUCUUUCUCAUGGAGAAAUGAUCUUCAGCAGCACAAAAAAAUUCACACAGGAGACAAAUCUCAUUGUUGUCCAGAAUGUGGUAAGUCGUUCUCAAGCAGAAGCGAACUUCAGAAACACAGAAGAAUCCACACAGGAGAAAAACCUCAUUGCUGUUCAGAAUGUGGUAAACGAUUCUUACGUUCAACCGCACUUAGGUGCCACAGAUGGAUCCACACUGGAGAGAAGCAGUACACCUGUUCUGAAUGUGGUAAAGAGUACUCUUGCAGAAAAAGUUUUCUGAGACACACGCAAAGUCAUAUUGGAGUAAAGCCUGUCCCAGAAAUGACAAAUGAUCUUGGCAGAGGCUCCUCAAGCAAAAAAAAAAUGAAGGAAUAUCUUGUGAAUGAGGUAAAGGACUCUAGUUGAAAGUAGUUAAUAAAUACAUAAGAAUAGUGGAGAAAACAUGGAAAGUGGCAAACAGAUCCUAGAUAUAAGGUAACCUCAGAGCCACAUAUGAACUCACACUGGAAUACAACACACAUUUCACAAACAGCAAGAAUCUUCUUCAACAACUUAUAGGUACAAGAAAAAAAACCUCAUUGUUGUCCUAAAUGUGGUUAACACUUUUCAGACAGCAGUGGCCUUCAUAGUCAUAAAUGACGGGCUUACUUGUGGUAAGCCUCUUAGCUGUUCUGAAUGUUGAAAGAUUUCAUGAAAGACUCAAACUGUACUGCCAGGACAUCAGCCAUACAGGGACUGAUCAUCUCUGCACGAGUGCUGUGACAUAAGAUGGUGAACAAUACAAACACCAGACAACAGAAUGAGGUAGCAACAGUACUAUGCGGUGAUAACUUCAACCACAGAACACAACUGAAAAAGUUCAAUGUAAUAAUAAAAAAUGGAGAAGUCAAAUGAAAUCCACAGUGCAGUGCCAACU